Babesia bigemina is the source of this 1086-nucleotide messenger RNA. RefSeq lists its product as hypothetical. The record is from RefSeq and is a predicted model, not a curated record. NCBI's taxonomy places the organism in Eukaryota, Apicomplexa, Aconoidasida, Piroplasmida, Babesiidae. The transcript is spliced from 4 exons. Bases 1 to 1086 code for a protein of 361 amino acids.
AUGGACACGUUUCACAUAGGACACGAACAUCAGGUGGACCACCAGCAACGCGCUGGAAGGGCCCUCGCCAGAAUUUGCGUACUCUUCUUCAUGAGCUUCGCCAUCAUCAUAUACCACUUCUCAAUCGAUCUACCGGACAGCGCGCCGCCAGUAGAGGUGCAUAAAACGCCCGGCAUCAAGUUCAACGACGCCGCAUUCUCCACCGUCAAAAUAUACGUCCACCAGGCGCUCACGCUGCCCAGGACCACAUUACAGCUCGCUGGCAUGGUAGACAUCAUCAACGUGGAGCCCUCGAGGAUACUGGGUAUCGAGAAGCAAACCACGCUGCGCUGGGAGAGGGACGCAGAUAACGCGCUCAACCUGGCGCCCUCAAACACAGUAUACGGGCUAACGAGCAUAUACGCGCACACAGAGAAGGAUCACGACGUUUUCACGGCAGUAAUGCGCAUGCCGCUGUCGGUAUGCAACGGACUGUACUACUCCUGGACCUGCCAGAAAAACGAAAGGCACGAACUCUACGACAACUCAUACUGUGUGGUACUGAUGCAGUCGGAGUCGCUGCAAACUAUACUGGACGCGGCGCGAGAUGCCACUCAAACGGAGAAAAUCAGGUUGGAAGAACCGUACGUAAUUGGCGCAUUCUGCGGAAACCCGAUGCUCCAGCGCAUCACGGCUGGGCGGCGCUCGGUAUACCUCCUCAACCGCAAAAAGGAAAGCCAAGAUCCAGACAGGGACUACCUGCUGUGCAGGUUUAGCAAAGCACACAGAGAGCUAUCGCAGUGUACGGACGUCGGAAUGAAGAAAUACGCCUUCGGCAUGCCGCUGGCGCUCAUGUAUUCGUCGGCGGUGGAUACCGCCGUCACCGUACAGUACCAGGAUAAUGACACACUCAAACUCAUCACUUUCGACGGACAACACCUCAACCCAAAGGCCAUACUCAAGGCGAUGCCCUCGUCCAGCGGAUUCCUCAUGUAUUCCAACAGCUACGAAGGAAGCGUUAUCUUCCACGCAGACCUCACGCUUUUGGAAGUAGACACCGUCGUCGAUCUCGAGUCGGGGCACGAUCUCACCAUAGGUGUGAUGUGA